GAACUGUUUUCAAAAAAUCCACUCCAAUGGUUUAUGGUUUCAACUUCCCUUUACAGAUUGAGAGGGGAGAAGAUCCUUCAAAGUACAUCGAGACCUACAAAAUUGGCUUGUGUGAAGGCGAUGUUAUUGUGACUGCAACCGAUGGCCUAUUCGACAAUCUAUAUGACCAAGAAAUAGUAGCCAUUGUGUCCAAAUCUCUGCAAGCAAGUCUGAAGCCAAGGGAGAUUGCAGAAUACCUGGCGACGAGGGCACAGGAAGUAGGGAGAUCAGCAUCGGCCAGGAGUCCAUUUGUAGAUGCAGCUCUUGUAUCUGGAUAUCCUACGUUCACAGGAGCCAAAAAAUCGGCUGGCCAUGGAUCGAUCAGCUAG
Messenger RNA from Zingiber officinale, 368 nucleotides. RefSeq names its product probable protein phosphatase 2C 71. The record is from RefSeq and is a predicted model, not a curated record. The transcript has 3 exons. The coding region runs from base 27 to 368 and encodes 113 amino acids. Lineage: Eukaryota; Viridiplantae; Streptophyta; Magnoliopsida; Zingiberales; Zingiberaceae.